Molecule: messenger RNA, 1411 nt
Organism: Phialemonium atrogriseum
Lineage: Eukaryota; Fungi; Ascomycota; Sordariomycetes; Cephalothecales; Cephalothecaceae
Product: restriction endonuclease type II-like protein
Exons: 2
Coding region: 92-1243 (383 amino acids)
Biological process (GO): UV-damage excision repair; mitotic recombination
Cellular component (GO): nucleotide-excision repair factor 1 complex; ERCC4-ERCC1 complex; nucleus
Molecular function (GO): damaged DNA binding; single-stranded DNA binding
Source: RefSeq, a predicted model, not a curated record
ACCAACAAUUCCGAGUACAAUCUCAGUGCAGUGAAUAGUAACUUCCUUACAAGCGGCUUACCCGUCUCAAAAGUGACUGAAGGUAGCGAAGAUGGAAGAGGAUUUCGGGGCAGAUCCCGACUUUCUCGCUGCCCUUGCGGCCUCGGAUUCCCGCCAAGCAUCUUCAAGUCGGCCCAGCCAGCCGACGCCACAGACCAUACAACAGCCCAGACCUCAACGGCUUGAUAGAGCUCCGCCCGCGAACACUUCUGGCACCAAGGUUGUGCAGCCAACCCCGCAGGCUUUGCCAGGGCGCACUUCGGGUUCGUCGAUUCUGGUCUCGCCACGGCAGAAAGGCAAUCCAGUCCUUGCCUGUCUACGCUCCCUUCCCUGGGAAUACAGCGACAUCCUAGCUGACUAUGGCCUGGGGCUGACUACCUGUGCCCUCUUCUUAAGUCUCAAAUAUCACCGGCUUCACCCGGAAUACAUCUACACUCGUAUACGGAACCUCCAGGGGAAAUACAACCUGCGUAUCUUGCUCACCAUGGUGGAUAUACCGAAUCACGAAGACUCGCUCCGCGAGCUGGCCAAGACGUCCCUCGUGAACAACGUGACAGUCAUUCUAUGCUGGUCGGCCGCCGAGGCGGCUCGGUAUCUGGAGCUGUACAAGUCGUACGAACACGCCAAUUUCUCGGCGAUCAAGGGCCAGCAAGCAACGGGCUACGCCGAGAAGCUCGUCGAGUUCGUCACGAUCCCUCGCAGCGUCAACAAGGCUGACGCAGUCGCCCUUGUCAGCACCUUUGGCAGUUUGAGGAAUGCCAUCAACGCCGACCCCGAACAAGUCGCCGUUAUUAGCGGAUGGGGGGAGAGGAAGGUGAAGAGCUGGUGCAAGGUGGUAGAGGCGCCCUUCCGAGUCAAGAAGGCAGCACGAAGGCGGGUCGAGAGGGCCGCGGACGACGGCUGGGGCCCGGCGUCGUCGGCGCGGCCGCGGACUACUGUCUUGGACCAGGCGGUGCCCAUCGGUAGGGUGCCGUUGCGGGAAAUGGCUGGGAGGUCAGCUCCCCGAGGCUCUGGCAAUGCGGAACAGGUGGUGGGGCUGGGGGCGCAACGGAAAGGGCCGACUCCGCAGCAUCGAUCUGAGGAUGCCGAUGAUGCCGAUGAGGAUGCGAUGAUUGCUGCCGCGAUUGAAGCGUCCAAGAAAACUGAUAGCCAGCUCAGUGACGGGGUGGCAGCAGCCCUAGCCAGGUUAAGGGAAAACGGAUGAGGAUUCUGCUCCUGCUGAUUUACGACUCGACCCCGCCCCCGCAAUGGGGCCUGCAUCGGCGAUGUAAUGCUGACGCCGUGGAAAACGGUGGAUAUGCUCGUCAAGGUGUAACUGCCUGGGUCGAUCAACCGGGUCUCCAAGAUAUCGAUCGAUUGCCUGCCUAUUCGG